AUGAAAUAUUUAUCACUUGUUGAGAAACCAGGCAAUAAACCUGUCCAGAAGCUAAUGUCAUCAGAAACACCAGUAGGAAGUCCAGAGGAGACAAGGGAAAAUACCAUGUUCCCUGAAGUUCCUGAUGUGGAAGGAAAGGUGAAGUCCAGUGGCAGUCCAAUAGAGAGACAGGAGGCAGGCUCAAACAAGGAAGAAUGCCUUGAGCUCAUGUCCAAGAGGCAAAGGAAGAAGCUGUUGAAGCAGAAACAGUGGGAAGAACAGAAAGAUCUACGGAGGCAGAAACGAAAAGAAAAACGCCAGAAGAGAAAACAAGAACGUCAGUCAAAAUUGGACUCCAAUAACGAAGGGAAUGACAGAAAGCGCGUGCGAAGAGAUGUUGUUCCUAGUACACUUCGCCUCAUUGUGGACUGCAGCUUUGAUGACCUGAUGGUGCUAAAGGAUGUUAAGAAGCUUCACAAGCAAAUUCAGAGAUGUUAUGCAGAAAACCGCAAAGCAUUUCAUCCUGUGCAGUUUUACUUGACCAGCCAUGGGGGACAGUUGAAGAGCAACAUGAAUGAAAACGACAAAGGAUGGGUGAACUGGAAGGAUAUUCAAAUUAGAACAGAGCACUAUACUGAGCUAAUAAAGAAAGAAGACCUAGUAUAUCUUACCUCAGACUCCCCAGAUGUUCUCAGUGAGCUUGAUGAGAAGAAAGCCUAUGUGAUUGGAGGACUGGUGGAUCAUAAUCACCACAAGGGAAUUACUUACAAAAAAGCUGUAGAGCAGGGAAUUGGUCAUGCACAGCUCCCACUUGGAAACUUUGUCAAGAUGAACAGUCGGAAAGUGUUAGCUGUCAAUCAUGUGUUUGAGAUCAUCCUUGCAUACCUGGAGAAGAGAGACUGGAAGGAAGCCUUUUUCAGUAUCUUGCCACAGCGGAAAGGGGCUGUUCCUUUGGGAGAAGCCAAUGAUUCAUCCAAACAUGCUCCAUCUGGAAAAGAAGAUGAAGACAAUGACUUGGAGAGCAGCUAGGCUUUAGAAUGACAUGGUGGGAAAUAUGAGACACACAGUUCAUGGGAUAGAACUGGGAUGUGAAGUAGUUACACUCUGAAGACUGUCUGCUGCCCUCGUGAAUUGUCUCAAUGCUCUGUAGUUCCAUAGUUGACCCAGAGCUGUUUCAGGACAUGAAG
Nestor notabilis (Kea) is the source of this 1166-nucleotide messenger RNA. It is a transcript of the gene TRMT10A, whose product is annotated as tRNA methyltransferase 10 homolog A (S. cerevisiae). NCBI's taxonomy places the organism in Eukaryota, Metazoa, Chordata, Aves, Psittaciformes, Psittacidae. Gene Ontology annotation, biological process: tRNA N1-guanine methylation. The record is from RefSeq and is a predicted model, not a curated record. Gene Ontology annotation, cellular component: cytosol; nucleoplasm; nucleus. The transcript is spliced from 7 exons. The coding region runs from base 1 to 1008 and encodes 335 amino acids. Gene Ontology annotation, molecular function: tRNA binding.